Molecule: messenger RNA, 597 nt
Organism: Hydatigera taeniaeformis
Lineage: Eukaryota; Metazoa; Platyhelminthes; Cestoda; Cyclophyllidea; Taeniidae
Source: the annotation of a GenBank genome assembly
ACAGGAUGCAAAUUGGCGGGCUGUUUGUUGGCUGAGGAGAUGUUUGGAUUUACUCACCAUCGUCCAACCCGUCUGGCUGCCAGUCUAGCCAGCUUGUCAGCUCCUGAGAUGGUUGCCUGGUCUCAAAAUCGAAUGUUGCACCGGGUCAUUGAAUCUGCUCUCCUUUCGCCCUCCGUACCGGAGCAGAGGAAACUACAAGUCUUUGCUCGUCUUAAGUCACAAUUGGGCACUCUGGCCAUGAACCAAUCAGGUAGCCGGGUGGUGGAGGCCCUAUGGCGCAGCUCAGAUGUUUCAACAUUGAAGUCAUCCAUGGGGAAGGAGAUGUUGCCGCUGCGUGAGGAGAUUGCGAAAUGUCUGGCGCCCUUGGCGGACCGUUUAGCAGGAGCAAAGUUUGGCAGGUUUGUGGAGAAUUUAGUCGGCUCUGCUGUAUACCGCACCAAUCCACAAAGAUGGCGACAGGUUAAGUUGGCUGGCACUAGUGCUGAUGCUGCCAAGCCCACCAACACUACGACAAGAGAAUUGAAAAGUUCAGUGAAACGUCCUUCGCAAACAGACUUGCAAAAUCACAAGUAUUUUGCAAAAAAACGGAAGCGCUGA